Haemonchus placei is the source of this 168-nucleotide messenger RNA. NCBI's taxonomy places the organism in Eukaryota, Metazoa, Nematoda, Chromadorea, Rhabditida, Trichostrongylidae. The record is from the annotation of a GenBank genome assembly.
GUGCGACGUCAAGUCGUAGACGUACCUUCAUUUAUCGUUCGUUUGGACUCCCAGAAACACAUCGACUUCUCACUGAAAUCGCCCUUCGGUGGUGGCCGACCAGGACGAGUAAAGAGACGCAACAUGAAGAAAGCAGAAGGAGGUGAAGCAUCGGGAGAUGACGAGUGA